GACCCACCCACUCACUCACCGCAAAACAAGUCUCAAGUCUACUAGUGCCAUACACCACGCACGCUGAGACUGUCGCAUCGCAUGAGCUGCUGGGCCGUGCUGUACCCGCCGCUGCCGCUGCCGCUGUCCCCCCAACCGCCGCUGCCGCCAUCCGACGCCAUGGCCGUCGCGAGCGUGCACGCGCUGCCGCCGCCAGCGCCGAGCAACGCAAUGGACAUGCCCUCGUUCUUCAGCACGCCUGAUUCGACCCCGUCGACAUCCGCGCCAGCGCAGUUCGCCUGCCCCCUGUGCGGGCUGCUGUCCACCUGCCCCAUGUGCUGGAACCGCCAGCUGAGCCUGCUCCACCCGUCGGCGAGCACUGGCUCGUGA
Vanrija pseudolonga is the source of this 369-nucleotide messenger RNA. RefSeq lists its product as uncharacterized. The record is from RefSeq and is a predicted model, not a curated record. The coding region runs from base 82 to 369 and encodes 95 amino acids. The transcript has 2 exons. Lineage: Eukaryota; Fungi; Basidiomycota; Tremellomycetes; Trichosporonales; Trichosporonaceae.